AUGUCUCCAUCAGCAAGUGGUAAAUCAGAAUCAGGUCUCGCGCGGUUAAUUGGUUCUGGAACCUCCGGAAUACUUGAAUUAUUUUUAUUUCACCCUGUUGAUACAGUGGCGAAACGGUUGAUGACAAACACAAAUAAGGUUUUUGAAAAAGGUGCACCAUUGUCACAGGCUGGACAGAAUUUAAAUGCGGUCAUUUUCAAAAAAGAAGCAAAUUCCUCGCUCUUGCAAAAAUACGCUUCGUUAUUUCCAGGUUUAGGUUUCGCUGCCUGUUACAAGGUUUUGCAGCGUGUUUACAAAUACGGGGGCCAACCAUACAUCAAAGAUUACAUAAAUACGCACCAUCGCAAUGCUUUCUAUAGUACUUUCGGAGAUAAGACGGGAAAAACGAUGAUUCAUGCUACUGCUGGAAGUUUGAUUGGUAUUGGUGAGGUUGCAUUGCUACCUUUAGACGUGCUAAAAAUCAAGAGCCAGACCGCUCCAGAGACAUUAGCUGGUCGUAAUACUUUCCGAAUUUUCUAUGAUGAAGGACUCGCAUUGUAUAGAGGUGGUAUGUGGACAGCAGCUCGGAAUGCUCCAGGCAGUUUUGCUUUAUUUGGUGGAUCUGCCGCAGUUAAAGAAUACUUGUUCGGAUUGAAUGACUACAACAAAGCAACUUUCUUUCAAAACUUUUGUGCAUCAAUCGGUGGCGCGACUGCCUCUAUCACAGUUGCGCAGCCACUUGAUAUUAUCAAGACGCGAAUUCAAAAACGGCCUUUUGAUGCGCCUGAAAGCGGAAUGAAGAUCCUUAGCAAUAUGAUUAAGAAAGAAGGUGUUUCGUCCUUCGUGAAAGGACUAACUCCAAAGAUUGUGGUGGUGGGACCAAAACUUGUAUUCUCAUUUACCGUUGCACAGCAGUUGAUUCCGCUACUUGAUAACUUUUUCAUUUCCCAAGGAAUUACGAAUCCUACUCGUUUGUCACCAUGA
This is a messenger RNA of Ambispora gerdemannii, 963 nucleotides long. Lineage: Eukaryota; Fungi; Glomeromycota; Glomeromycetes; Archaeosporales; Ambisporaceae. The record is from the annotation of a GenBank genome assembly.